AGGAGAGGAGCAGGAGAGGAGACAGUGCGUCUGUCUGAUUUUGCGCCACCAGUCUCCAGUGGACAAUGACUUGCGUUAUCUAAUUAUGAGUUCGACGUCUCGGAGAAAGAGUUGGCGAUGGCAGGUGCUGCUGGCAUUCGAAUUUCGAGGACAUAUCACGACCGUUGGAUCCUGAAAGUGUGGAGUCUGAGUCCGAACUGGAGAAUUGAGCUGCGAGCGAGCGAGGGAGGGAGACUGGAGGGAAUUUCGUCGUGGUUGAUUGUUUUGCAGUCAAUUAGCGAUAGUGCAGAGAUUCAGAUGUGAGGGAAUAAGCUAUCGAGCGUCCAUCCCACGAAGCAGGCCCAGAAUCGCUGCGCAGGGUUUCCCUCUUUGGCAGUGGAGUUCGAUGUGCUGAGCUGAGCGGAGUCCAUGUCGUGUAAGAAGGAUCGCAUUGCACUCGCUUCAUACGGAAUUGUUGAGGAGGUUCUCAGGACAAGUAGCGAGCCGGACAGUUGACAUUCAUGCACCGGAUUACGAUUCUGAGUUGUGCUUAUUAGUGCGAACUUCAAGACGGGUGGCACGUCCGCUUCUCUACGUGGGCGGGUCAUGAAGGUCCCAUAGAGACCUUUGCUUCGCAUUUGCAACUCUAGGACACUGCGAUGGGUGAUGCUGUUCCAGGACUCCAAGUCUUCAAUUCUUAAAGCUCCGGCGGGAGAACGAGGCAGGGAGUCCGAGGGUGGAUGGGAAUUGUCGAAAAUGACAAGAGGACGGAGACUGAUGUCCCUCAGAAGCUCACGUAAGCUCUAGCUCGGCUCUGCAAGGAUCCGGCACAAUGCAAUCUGCGCGGCUCCCAGUACCCUUUCUGUCCAGAAUUGACUAUCAUCCCACCGAAAGACAUGGACAGAAAAGAAGCGCAGUCUUGGAGUCGUGGGAGCACCCUCUUUGCCUGUGGUCUUCUGCUAUGGAAGUGCGUCUGGGUGCUCGGAGGCAGCGUGCAUUCGCCAGACAGAGGUUCGGAAAUUGGACGAACUUUAAGAGACAAAGGGCCAAUCCGGUGCACGCGAAGAGGAUUGUCAACGAGAAGAGACCACUUUUUUCUGCGUACAUAAUUGGAAAAAUUCCAGGUGAGGCUAAGUCAGGACAAUUGCCUUGCUCGAGUCCCAGAAACCAGCGGAUUCACUGGACUGAAGCUAUCUUUUGCAGCACUGGGAUUAGAAAAGGAUUUGAAGUCUCUGGAUUUAGCGAUUGCAGGCCAAAAGCCGGAAAUAGUUUUGCAGGUGAGUUGGGGUGCUCUGUUACGGCAAGAGGAGCUAGCUUUGAAGUGAGCGAGGCGACAGAUCGUUUGAAAGAGAGAAAGCUGAUGCCUGUUGCAUCUCAUAAAAUGCAUAGGAGAAGAGAUUCUGCGGAUAAAGUCGGGGGAAAAUCAAGAUCUAGGCUGGAAGCAGUGGCAGAUGACAGGGCAGAUUUGAAAGAGGAGGAGGGUGAAGAAGAAGACGAUGCAAAUAGCACAGUCCGAGAUGACAAUAAAGAGAUGAAACGAGACAAGGCAUUACCUAGUCGUAAAGCUCUUGGAUCUCUUGCAGCGACAGCUAUCCAAGAGUCUCUUCCUCCGGAGGGAUUUGUGGUCCUAAUGUCCUGCGCUGUCGGUCUCCUGACCGGUGUGGGUGUCGUGGCUUUCAAUCUGGCGGUUCAUGAGAUUCAUGACAUUGUGUUUGAGGGUAUUCCGGGAAGUGGCGCAGCCUGGUUACGAGAUCAACCUUUCGAAAAAAUCUGGCAACAGAUUCUUAUUGUGCCUGUCGGUGGAGGGGUGGUUGUUGGACUCCUGAACACUGUUCGAUCUUCUUUGGGAGGAGGCAAGGAGGAGCAAUCAGGAUCAGGAGAUGCAAGCUCAUUCUCGACGAACGUCAAAGCUGUUGGAAGGCAACUGCUGAAAACCAUAGCGGCUGCCGUUACUCUGGGGACAGGAAAUUCUCUUGGUCCUGAAGGACCUAGUGUAGAAAUAGGAGCGUCCAUAGCAAAUGGAGUUGGCACAUUACUGAAUAACAGCAGAGAGAGAAAAUUAUCUCUCGUUGCUUCUGGCUCUGCUGCGGGCAUAUCUUCAGGUUUCAAUGCAGCAGUCGCUGGGUGUUUCUUUGCAGUGGAAUCCGUACUACGUCAAGCCUCAGUAGACUCCGCUCCUUCGCUGACUACGGCGAUGGUUCUCCUAAGUUCUGUAUUGGCAUCUGUAGUCUCACAAGCUGGAUUAGGUUCAGAUCCAGCCUUCAGGAUUCCACCCUAUGACUUUCGCUCACCUACUGAGCUUCCACUGUACUUGUUACUCGGAAUACUUUGUGGGCUGGUCUCCGUUACCCUUACCAAGGGAACAAUGUACGCGACCGCCUCGUUUGAGUGGCUUCAAAAGACCACGGGUCUACCAUCGGGAUUUUUACCUCCGAUAGGAGGACUUUGUGUCGGCUUAGUUGCUCUUAAAUAUCCCGAAGUCCUGUACUGGGGUUUUGCCAAUGUCGAUGUAUUACUAGAGUCACAAUUGCCUUGGGUUAGAGGCCCUCCUGCCAUGUUACUCAUUCAGCUAGUAGGUGUGAAGGUGCUAGUAACUUCGAUAUGCCGUGGUUCUGGUUUAGUUGGAGGAGUGUACGCACCAUCUCUGUUUAUAGGUGCUGCUCUUGGAUCAGCUUAUGGUAAGCUAGCAACUUACACGUUGGCUCACGCAGACCCCAGUCUACAUCUUGAGUCUCUGAACGUAGCUGCGCCCCAAGCAUAUGCUCUGGUGGGUAUGGCAGCGAUGCUGGCCGGCGUAUGUCAAGUUCCCCUGACCGCCGUUCUUCUUUUAUUCGAGCUGACACGUGAUUACCGUAUCAUUCUACCUUUGAUGGCGGCUGUCGGACUUUCAUCAUGGGUGGCAUCUACAUUUCAAAGGAAAAGGCCCCGGAAUCCCAUCGAAGUUUCAUUACCGGCGUUUUCGAACAACGUACCUCUGAUUGUAAAGAAUGCAGAUCCAAAUGCUCAACCUGUUGAGCUGGUUCUAACUCUAGAACCUACGGAGUCUUCACAAAGUCUGACCACCCCACUCUUGCGUGGAUAUGUUUCCGGAGCUCAGGAGCUUUGCGAUCUAGAAGACUCACUGUGCUUAUCAAAUCUGGAAGUCAAUGAAGAGAGGUUGACUGACGAGAUUCCAGUAGGAGUCGCGAUGAGGACACGAUAUGCUGCACUUGUUGGAAACACCUCUGUACAAGACGCCAUGAGAACAAUGCUUGUAGAAAAGGAGUGGUGUGUGAUUGUUGUAAAUGAAGAUAAUAAUCUUGAGGGAAUUUUAACGUUGGCGGAUAUUCAGCAGGAAGCCGAAAACUUUAGACGUACGGAAACCGAGGAUGAGUUGGAUCAAAGACCCAUAUCUGCUCUUUGUAGGAGUGUCACUGGUGGUAAAACUCGGGUUGUGACAGUUUAUCCCGAUAUGAGUCUGACUGAUGCACAGCGGAGGAUGGCUCGACGGGGCUUGAGACAGCUUCCUGUUAUAGCCCGGACUUGGAAAAGUCAGGGAAAACAGUCGGGCAAUCAUGUCGUUGGCUUACUUGACAGAGAAAGCAUCAAGCUCGCCUGCAGAGUGGAGGCAACGAGAAGGAUACUGGGCCUCCCUGCGACAGUGUUAACAAAGUUAACAACAGACGACAUAAAUGCCUCAAAUUAAAAUGUACAACAGCAGCUCGGGUGACAUUCUCAUAGAUGUCACAAAGCACUUAUUUUUAUCGAGGGAAUUACAUUCACACUGUAUUCACGCCGUACUUCCUUGAACGCAAAAUCCAGGCAUUCUGGUACAUCUAUAUAUCUAGCAGCUAAAAUCCUUAUGUCUCAUGCCAACAUUCCAAUGUGAGUAUUGAUUCGGUCAUCAAACUCGGUUUAAAAGAAGGGAGCUGAUCAUGUUUCCAACUAAUUAGAGCUGGAUAGAAUGAAAGAAUGGAUCAAACUGAAAUGAAUCGGUGUGACACCAGCCAGUCACAUUUCCCUUUGUAUAUGCGGCCCUACCAAGCUGAGCCGCAUCGUCAAGAUCACGGAAAGCCACCUCUCCUUCAACACUGUGUACGACCGGACUUCAUUCUAAGCCAACAACUGUAGCCCAGCCGAGUGCUGUCAUUAUAUACCAUCAACAACGAAAUCUUCGGUGGAGCUCGCAUCGACGCAACUCAUCCCAACUUGUGUACAGUUAAGAACAUACUGCAGCCGGCGCCUAUAACUGCUCUUAAUAAAGUCGAAAACUGUACGCCGGGAUCAUUUUAUAUUCAGUGGUAGGAAUCCCACAAUGCCGAGUCGAGGAGAGGCAAAAUCUGCAAAGGAGCAGCAGUUCAGGAGAUGCCUGGAAAUAAUUCGCAAGCGCUGCGACCUGGAGUCACAUUCUACUGCUUGGAAAUGGUAGUCAGCAGCAGCCUCAAGUCUUCACGAAGCUAAGACGUAGAUGGCACAACAUAAAUUUGU
Messenger RNA from Marchantia polymorpha subsp. ruderalis, 4446 nucleotides. The record is from the annotation of a GenBank genome assembly. NCBI's taxonomy places the organism in Eukaryota, Viridiplantae, Streptophyta, Marchantiopsida, Marchantiales, Marchantiaceae.